This is a messenger RNA of Fraxinus pennsylvanica, 1788 nucleotides long. The record is from the annotation of a GenBank genome assembly. NCBI's taxonomy places the organism in Eukaryota, Viridiplantae, Streptophyta, Magnoliopsida, Lamiales, Oleaceae.
AUGGUGGUUCUAGCUGAUAAGAGUGGUGGUGGUGUUGGUGGUUCGCCAGGGUUGGGAAGCUAUGGCCUCCAAGUGCUAACGGGGCGAUGGUUCAUGGUCUUUGCAUCCCUUCUGAUCCUGUCGAUGUCUGGUGCUACCUACAUGUUUGGUCUCUAUUCCGGUGACAUCAAAUCGUCCCUUGGUUAUGAUCAAACAACCUUAAACUUGCUAAGCUUCUUCAAAGACUUGGGAGGCAAUAUUGGGAUCAUAUCCGGGCUAAUCAUGGAGGUUACACCGCCUUGGGUAGUUCUUUCCAUGGGUGCUGCUAUGAACUUCGUUGGCUACUUUAUGAUAUGGCUUGCUGUAACUAAAAGAAUAGCUAAACCCGAAGUGUGGCAAAUGUGUUUAUACAUAUGUAUUGGUUCAAAUUCUCAAGCAUUUGCCAACACUGGAGCACUAGUUACAUGUGUAAAGAACUUCCCGGAGAGCCGGGGAGUCGUUCUCGGCCUCUUGAAAGGAUUUGUUGGCCUAAGUGGUGCAAUUAUCACACAACUAUUUCAUGCUUUUUAUGGAGACAAUUCUAAGUCGCUCAUAUUGCUCAUUGGUUGGCUUCCGGCAGCAAUUUCUUGCAUUUCGCUCCCAACAAUUAGAAUCUUGAAGAUUGUUGGACGAUCGAAUGAGCUCAAAAUCUUCUAUCGUCUACUCUAUAUAUCGCUUGCUCUUGCCGGAUUUCUCAUGAUCAUUAUUAUUGUGCAGAAUAUAUUCAUCUUUAAAAGGGCAGAGUAUGCAGGCAGCGUCUCGGUUGUAAUCAUAUUACUCCUUGCCCCACUAGCCGUUGUAUUCAGAGAAGAGUUCAAAAUUUGGAAAAUCAAGAGACAAAUGUUUGAUGAUGCUUCAGAUAAUCUGAAAGUGGUUACAGAAAAUCCUCCAUCAAUCGAAUUACCGCACAAUCAAGCAACACAACCAGCUACCAACAAUCCACAGCAUGAAGAAAAUCCCCUUUCCGCAAUACAACCAGCUGCCAACACUCAGCAUCCUGUUUCGUGCUGGAACAACGUAUUUAGGCCACCGGAGAGAGGGUCGGACUACACCAUAUUGCAAGCCCUGUUCAGCAUCGACAUGUUGAUUAUCUUUAUUGCCACAGCAUUCGGGGUUGGCGGGACCUUGACCGCGAUUGACAAUCUAGGCCAAAUUGGCAGGUCCCUAGGCUAUCCAAGUAAAAGCAUCUCCACAUUCAUAUCACUUGUCAGCAUAUGGAAUUAUCUUGGAAGAGUAACUUCAGGAUUUGCUUCAGAAAUGUUGUUGGCAAAGUACCAAUUCCCACGUCCUCUGAUGCUCACAUUAGUACUUCUCCUCUCUUGCACUGGCCAUCUCCUCAUUGCAUUUGGGGUCCCAAAUUCACUCUAUGUUGCCUCAGUAAUCAUGGGGUUCUGCUUUGGAGCGCAAUGGCCACUGAUAUAUGCAGUCAUAUCAGAAUUAUUUGGGUUGAAAUACUACUCCACACUGUACAAUAUUGGUGCCGCUGCCAGCCCAUUUGGAGCUUACAUGCUCAAUGUAAGAGUUGCAGGCAAUCUGUAUGACAAAAUGGCUAAGAAGCAAUUGGCAGUUAAUGGCCUAGCCCGGAAACAAGGAGAAGAUCUGUCGUGCAACGGUACCGAGUGCUACAAGUUGGCUUUUCUGAUUAUCACGGUUGCUACAUUAAUGGGGAGCAUCGUUUCUUUCAUUUUGGUGAUUAGAACAAGAAAAUUCUACAAAGGUGAUAUAUACAAGAAGUUCCGAGAACAAGCCGAAAGAAGCAACCAGCACUGA